UUAGAUUGUAGGAAAGUCAAAGAUGGAGUAAUAAAUAAGAGAAUGACCUCCUCGCCCCCUCUGCAAAUAGACCUGGUAGCUGCAGAGUGUUAAGUGUUGUCAGAAACACAGCAGCAGCUCUGCUAUUCCUGGAGCUGAGGGAGGGAGCAGAGCACGCGGGCUGAGUGCUCGAGCCAGACUCGUCUUAUUUCCCGCGUUUCAAAUAUUAAAAGUGGAUAUAUAACACACGGGGCUUUUUCAGUGAGUGCUGCUGUCAUCUGGUCCCAUCUUCAUGCUGCGCUCUAAUUCUUCAGGCUCGAGUUAAACAUGUCGUCAGCAUAUGCUGCUGCUAUAUCAGCCCUUCUUACCGUCAAUUCUUCCAAUCCAUCCUUGAAACCAAGCCCUCGCCCCUCCCGAGACAAAGCAGGGAGUCCUAAACCCUCCUCCACAUCUAGCAAACCUGCCCACUGCCCUCCAGCUGUACAUCCUCAUUCGUCUGAGCCUCUGGGGUCUUAUGACGAGCAACAGGAGAAUCCUGAAGACUAUGGCAUUGGUGGUUAUCACCCUGUAGAGAUAGGUGAGAUUUUCGUUGACCGUUACCAAGUGGUUAAAAAGUUGGGAUGGGGCCACUUCUCUACUGUAUGGCUCUGCUGGGAUAUGAUGAAGGGGCGUUUUGUGGCUCUGAAGGUGGUGAAGAGUGCUCAAACAUUCACAGAGACGGCACUGGAUGAGAUCACACUCCUGAAAUGUGUAAGGGACAGUGAUCCCAAAGAUCCAAAACGUGAGACAAUUGUGAACCUCAUUGAUGACUUCAGGAUCACUGGAGUGAACGGAGAACAUGUGUGCAUGGUUCUAGAGGUGCUAGGUCACCAGUUGCUGAGGUGGAUCGUCAAAUCAAACUACACUGGCCUCCCUCUGCCCUGUGUGAAGAGCAUCCUCAGACAGGUUCUGCAGGGUUUAGAUUACUUGCACACUAAAUGCAAGAUUAUCCACACAGACAUCAAGCCAGAAAACAUCCUCCUGAGAGUGGAUGAGGUUUACAUCCAGAACCUGGCGGCCAACACCAAGCUGUGGCAGCUGCCAGUGUCUUCUGCUUUCACCGACUCCACAGUGAACAGUAGCUCCGGAGACAAACAGAGUUUGUCCAACUUGUUGGGGAAGCUGACUGGGGUUUUCCACACUCUUGGGGAGUGGUCCAGCAAGGUAUCCAGGAGCAACAUUAAGCGACUGACGAGAAAAGACAGGAGUCGACGAGGACAGGAGAGUAAAUCUGACAAAAAUCAAAAAGAGAAACUUCAUGUGUCGUUCUCUGAUGCCACGGCUACUUCUAGUCCCCGUAACUCUACCCGUCAGCCUAAGACCACAGGGCCUAACUUCAGAUUAAGGAGACAGACGCUGCUGAUGGAAGACGGACUGGACUUGGCUCCAUACAGCCACAGAGAAUCCAUCUGCUCGUGGCCAGACCUCAACACAGAUGCUCCUAUCUCCGGCUCUAGAUCAGUGUUAUUACAUCAGACUGCAGACAAAGAGCUGCCGCCUCCUUCACCUUCCUCUCCCCAUGGUAUCAGUGACUCUGAUGUACUUCUGGACUUACUAAAGCCUCAGAAUGCUGAUAAAAUCCUCAUCAAGAUUGCUGACCUGGGCAACGCCUGCUGGGUGCACAAACACUUUACUGAAGACAUCCAGACGUGUCAGUACCGCUCUGUGGAGGUUCUGAUCGGUGCUGACUACGACACGCCGGCUGACAUCUGGAGCACCGCCUGCAUGGCUUUUGAGCUGGCCACAGGGGAUUAUCUGUUCGACCCCCAGUCAGGAGCCACAUUCUCCCGCGAGGAAGAUCACAUUGCCCACAUCAUUGAGCUGCUGGGAUCCAUUCCAGCUCAGUUCGCCCUGUCAGGGAGAAAUUCCAAGCGAUAUUUCAACCGUAAAGGACAAAUGCGACACAUCUCAAAGUUGAAGCCGUGGAGCUUGUUUGAGAUCCUGCUGGAUAAAUACGAGUGGCCGCAGGAGGAAGCCAUCCAGUUCAGCUCCUUCCUUUUGACCAUGUUGGAGCUGCUGCCAGAGAAAAGAGCCACAGCUGCCCAGUGUCUCAAACACCCCUGGAUCUCCUCCUAGACGAACCAGUUCUGUCUUGUUCAGAGCCCAGUGGACUCAGGAGCAGGCUCACACACAUGCAUUGACAUGGGACUUGGACAGCUCUGGGAUAAACAGCAGUAGCCUGGUGCUGGCAUCACGAGCACAGCUUUCAUAGAUGUUUAUUAGCCUGAAUGAGAGUCUUUUCCCAGUUGGGUUUCUUGGUCUUUUAAGUAUUUUAAUGGCAGUCAUGUCUAAUUUAAGCAUAGCAAUGACCAAAGAGAGAUUUUGUCUUAGUGGAACACUGCCUUGUUAAAUGAUCGCAAAGUUGUUGAAUUUAAAUAAACUGACAAAAAAUGUA
Molecule: messenger RNA, 2413 nt
Organism: Centropristis striata (black sea bass)
Lineage: Eukaryota; Metazoa; Chordata; Actinopteri; Perciformes; Serranidae
Product: SRSF protein kinase 3-like
Exons: 15
Coding region: 307-2094 (595 amino acids)
Biological process (GO): regulation of mRNA processing; protein phosphorylation; spliceosomal complex assembly
Molecular function (GO): protein kinase activity; ATP binding
Source: RefSeq, a predicted model, not a curated record